Lachancea nothofagi CBS 11611 is the source of this 3513-nucleotide messenger RNA. NCBI's taxonomy places the organism in Eukaryota, Fungi, Ascomycota, Saccharomycetes, Saccharomycetales, Saccharomycetaceae. The record is from the annotation of a GenBank genome assembly.
AUGUCAACUACAGGGACAGAGGUUAUCUUGCCAACAGAGAGAGACCAGGCGGCGGUGGUAGAUGGUGUGGACAAGCUUGCUCCUGCGCACGCAAAUGAGGAGAAAGCGAGUAAAGAUGUGCCAGAAGAGAAGAUCAAGAAUUUGAACGCUUCCGAAAUCGAAAGAACGGCUGUGGAUGCGUCUUAUGUGGGCUGGAAACAGAUUGGAGGUUGGGAAGAAAAGGAUCAGUUGACCUUGGAAGAUGAGCUCCUGGACGUCAACAGCGAAACUUUUCUUGACAACUUAAUUCCCGAUAAGCUUUACGGUGACUGGUAUCAUGCAGCUGCUGUUUUUUUUGUGGGUGGGACAUUGUCCUUCCUUGUCGGGAAACUGAGAUUGUCGCUAGCUCCUGUUUUCUUCAUCAUCUUGUCUAUGAGUUUCCUGUACAGAGCGACGAUUAAGCGCUAUAGAGCCACCAUCAGGGAUCAGGUUCAGAAAGAGUUCACAGUCCAAAAAGUUGAGGGAGAUCUAGAGUCGAUGGAGUGGCUUAACAGUUUUCUCGACAAGUAUUGGACUCUCUUGGAACCAGAGAUCUCGCAAAUGGUAGUGCAGCAAGCUAAUGAGAUUUUGGCUACAAAUCCUUCAGUUCCUAGUUUUGUUAAAGCACUGUGGAUUGAUCAAUUCACAUUAGGUGUAAAGCCGUUCAGAAUUGAUCUUGUCAAGACUUACCAAAACACUGAUUCUGACGUGGUAGUGAUGGAUUGGGGUAUUUCUUUCACACCGCAUGAUUUAUCGGAUCUGAACUCUAAACAGUUGAAAAAUUACGUGAAUCAAAAAACGACUGUGAAUGCUAAAGUAUUUGGACUGCCACUUUCUGUCACAGUGUCGGACGUCGCAUUUAAAGCAAGGCUCAAAGUGAGAUUUAAGCUAAUGACUCCUUUUCCACAUAUAGAGACGGUCAACAUACAACUAUUGGAUGUUCCUGAUGUUGACUUCGUAGCAAAGUUAUUAGGUGAAACCGUUUUCAACUGGGAAAUCAUGAAUAUUCCUGGCCUUUACCCAUUGAUUAGAGAACUAGGGAGGAAGUAUAUGGCACCUAUCUUUAUGCCACCAUUCUCUCUACAAUUGAAUGUUCCGCAAUUGCUUUCCGGCUCAGCUGUAUCAAUCGGUAUUCUGGAAGUAACCGUUAAGGACGCGGUAGAUAUUAAGCGGGCUCUCAACAUUUUGAACAAGUCUGUUGACCCAUAUCUUUCUUUCGAAUUCAACGGCGUGUCCGUUGGUAAGACCAGAACUGUUCGAGAUUCUUUGAACCCUGUUUGGAACGAAACUUUUUUCUUGUUACUGAAUUCAUUCACUGAACCACUUUCGAUUGUACUGUACGACAGGCGUGAGAAAGUAAAGGACAAAGUGCUCGGAAGAAUAGAAUAUAAUUUGAGUACUUUGCACGAUGAAAAAACUCAGGUUAACCUAAGCUCUCGAUUCCUAAGAAACUCAAAACCUGUUGGAGAUUUGAACUUUAACCUUAAGUUCCAUCCAACUUUGGAACCCAAGCAGUUACCAGAUGGCACUGUUCAGGAAGUCCCAGAUUUGAAUGUUGGUAUAAGCAAAAUCUGUAUUGAAGAGGCCAAAGAACUCGAAGAACCGGGCUUAAAAGUCUCUACAUAUGUGGAGCUUUACUUCAAUGCGAAAUUGGUAUUGACUACCGGGACAUUGAAAAAUACGGAAAAUCCAGUAUGGAAUCAAGAAUACGAAGCCGCAAUUACCGAUCGUCGCAAAACCAGAGCUAAAAUUGUCAUUAAGAAUGCCAAAGGCGAGAUCAUUGGUAGUACAGUUCAGUCAUUAAAUGACUUAAUCGACAGAACGGAGGUUGACAAAUUGUGGGUUCCCCUUCAAAAUGGCAAAGGUCAAAUAAAGAUUUCUACAUUCUGGAAACCAGUCGAGUUGGACCUGGGUGCUAAUGCCGUAGCAUAUACUCCUCCAAUUGGUGCCAUCAGAGUUUUCGUCAGUAAAGCUGAGGGUCUCAAAAACUUGGAGAAGUUUGGAAAGAUUGAUCCUUACGCCAGAGUUCUAGUUAAUGGUGUUGCUAGGGGCCGUACUGAUGUUCGUGAGUCAACUUUGAAUCCCGUUUGGAAUCAAGGUAUUUAUGUUGCUGUCUCUUCGCCCAAUCAAAGGAUAACAUUAGAGUGUAUGGAUGUUGAGACAAUGGGCGCAGACCGCUCCUUGGGUAAGGUCGACAUCAACGUCUCUGACUUGUUCCAAAAGGGUGACGAUGAUAAAUACGUUGAAAACAUCGAUGAGGAACCAAAAAUUAGUCGUUUGGUGAGCAAGAAGAAGGCAAAAGGUACUGUUACUUAUUACGUUUCAUUCUACCCAACUAUCCCAGUUCUGAGCUUGGAAGAAAUUCAAGAAGUUGACGAAAUCAAUGAGCAUAAAAGGAAACUGCACACUAGGGCUACGGAGAAUGAUGAAAAGUCUCUUUCUAAAAUAGCUCAAAAGAAGAUUAUGGAAGAAGAGUCUCAGAUCAAAGAAAUGGAAGAUCUGUUUAGUAACAAAAUGAAGUUAGAUCUCGACGAACUGUUGCAAUACAAGAGUGGUGUAUUGGCAUUCUCUAUUUUGAGUGGUGAACUUCCUCAGUCUAAUUGUUGUGUUCAAUCCUUUUUUGACUCUAACGGCUACGCGCGUUAUGUUACGCAGCAGCACCCAGGAAGGUCAAUAAGGAAUGGUUCUACGGGCGAUGUCAUCAUCAAGGAACUAGAGUGGUCCAUCACUACCUUUAGAGUUGCCACUAAAGCGGAUAAAAGCAAAGCUGAAGAUUGUUUAGCCGAAGUCACCCUCCCAACCAUCGAGUUAGUAAAAAACUGUUACUACAAACCCUCGAUUUUAAAUUUGUCGGGUAAUAAUAGCUGCAAAUUGUUGGUUCAAAUAAGUUGGUUUCCAAUUGGCGCAACAAAAUUGCCCCAGGCGGACUUGAUUACUAACACGGGUGACUUGACCAUUAACGUAGUAAGCGCCAACAAUCUCAUUUCUGCCGACAGAAAUGGAAAGUCUGAUCCGUUUGUCAAAUUCUACAUGGAUAACAACGAAAACUCCUUCUUUAAGACUCAUCACAAAAAGAAGACUUUAGACCCAACUUGGAACGAGAAGUGUGAAGUUCAAAUCAACAACCGUGUCAAUAAUUAUCUCAGAAUUCGCAUGAUGGAUUGGGAUGCUGGUAACAAAGACGAUUUGAUCGGAACCGCCAUCUUGCCUUUAGCCAACGUGGACCCCGAAAACCCGAGCGACAUAGAUGUGCCACUGACCGGUCCAGACGGGGAAGAUGGGGGAGUGCUACACUUGAAUUUCAGUUUCAACCCAAGGCAUGUUCUAUCUGUACAAAAGCAGGAGAAGAAGGUCACUGACUUGGCAUCCAAGGGGCUCUCUUCCGGUCUACAUGCCGGUACUUCCGUAAUUGGUGGAGGGUUAGGUGCUGUAGGAAAAAUCAAGAAAGGUAUUUUUGGUGGUGACAAAAAGGACAAUAAAGAAAAUGCUAAAUGA